Messenger RNA from Trichomonas vaginalis G3, 807 nucleotides. RefSeq names its product cysteine S-palmitoyltransferase protein. Gene Ontology annotation, molecular function: protein-cysteine S-palmitoyltransferase activity. Gene Ontology annotation, biological process: protein targeting to membrane; peptidyl-L-cysteine S-palmitoylation. Bases 1 to 807 code for a protein of 268 amino acids. Gene Ontology annotation, cellular component: Golgi apparatus; endoplasmic reticulum. The transcript has a single exon. Lineage: Eukaryota; Parabasalia; Trichomonadida; Trichomonadidae. The record is from RefSeq and is a predicted model, not a curated record.
AUGGGCUGUUUUGCGCCAAUUGGAAUGGAUUUGGUGGCGCGAAUAACAAUCCUUUUUGUGUACCUUGGAGCGCAAUUUCUUGUAAUACGUUACAUUUAUAUUGAAUUUUACAAUGUAACUGGAUUCCAUAAAAUUGGAUGGUACAUAUCAGUAUCUAUAUGGGGCGUAUUUUCAUUUUUAUGGUUAAUUGCCCAUAUAACAACAUCCUGGCUCGAUGCUGGAAGUACAGAACUAUGCCUAGAAAGAAGAAAAUUACUGAUUAAGGGAAGUCUUCAGGAAUUACCACCAGAAAUAUCGAAGCAUAGGAAAUGCGAGAAGUGCGGCCUUCCGAAAACAGAACGCACUCAUCAUUGCAAAACUUGCGGUAAAUGCUAUUUUAGAUUUGAUCAUCAUUGCCCUAUAGUUGGUAAUUGUAUUGCAUUACGAAAUAUGAAAGCAUUCGUAUUAUUCAACAUAUUUACUGCCAUUUUAGUUGUUGAUUGCGCAUUUAGUUUAAUUUUCUACAGACUCAAACAAAAUUCAGACUUCAAGGGAUUUAUGUGGUUUGUGCUCGCUGUUCUCCUCUUCUGCGCAGCAUUUGUUGGAUUUUUUGGCUUCUCAUAUUGCUCAAAUAUUACAAAUAACAGAACAACACUUGAGAGAAUCGCUAAACUUGAUCCACAACGAUAUGAUGUUGGAAAAUUUGCUAAUGCAAAACAAAUUCUUGGCGAUAAAUGGUAUACAUGGAUUUUUCCUCUUCCAAACAACGUCGAUGGCUUUGAAUGGGCAGAUAUGCAAAACAGAGUUUAUAUAGUUGGAAUGCCUUAA